Monodelphis domestica (gray short-tailed opossum) is the source of this 12307-nucleotide messenger RNA. Lineage: Eukaryota; Metazoa; Chordata; Mammalia; Didelphimorphia; Didelphidae. The record is from RefSeq and is a predicted model, not a curated record.
CAACGAGGAGGGGCGGGAGCGGCGCAGAGGCCUCUGGGAAAUAGGAAGUCAGGAGCUCCUCUUGGCCACACCUCCGGCUCUCCCUGAGAGCUCUGAGCCGCUUCGCUCUCCCGCCCCUGCCCAGAGUCCUGCUGCCAGCCAAGGGGGAUCCUGGAGUCCCAGGGAAUGGCCUUUGAGAGGAACAGACUCCCAGCUCAGGGAUAGGGGAGCCCAAAAGGCAGCCAAACUAAGGGCCUUGUCAGAACGUGGCCUGAGGGAGGCCAAUAUCUGACCUUGUCAAACAGCCACUUCCUUGAGCCUCAAAGAAUUCCUCUGUCUUUGCACAGAUUCUCAUCAAUCCCAAAGGGAUUGAUUGUCUCCUUCACCUCGUGCUUCUUGGCACCGUACAGUGGUGCUUGUGUGAUCCCUUCUUCUGAAAUCAGAUUUAAUUAUUAAUAAAAGUUCCAUAAUAUGUAACAAUCAAUGGCAGGUUUCCAUCGUCUAAAUCUUUUUGUUAUUGAUAGGUAUUAGGACUAAUGGAUAUUGUAGACUUACCCUUCAAAAUCAAAAACAGUAAUACUGAUUACAUGUACUUUAAAUACAAAACAUAAGAAGAAAAUUCAAAUAUCCUAUUGCAAAUAAAAAGAAAAACAAUAAAAAAUUCAGAAAUUCAGUGUGUCAGCCAAAAUAAUGUUCAGCUUGUCUUUGGGCUUUUAUAAUGUUAUUAUCUCCAGUCCAGUCAUAGGAGGAGGUUACAGAUGAAGACAAUUGCAUGUGACAGGAUAUAGUUAAUCAGUGUUAAUAGAAGUUACCCAUUUUACAUGUCAGUAAUGAAUCCAUGACUCCUUUUCUCCAAUUUCGAUAGCUGUUAGAGUGGUUAACAGCACUUGAAAUGGACCUUGUAUUUAAAUUGCAUUACAGAGACUUCUUCACUAUUGGGAGGGGAAGCAACUGAAGCAGUUAACAUCAGUAAGGCAAUGGUGUCUGAAAAGGCUUAAAAUUCACCUCCAGACACUUUGAGGUUCCUUCCCCUCCGAGUACCAUCAUUCAUCUAGAUUUGUCUGAGCUCCCUUAUGCUGAGGGGGAUGUCCACCGUUAGUAUAAUGUGGAUGAACCCCAUUUUGGCAUUUUGGUGUGUGAGUCAUGAUUUGCCUCAUAAGAAUUAUUAUUUCUUUAAGAGUUUCUAUUGUUGUUAUUAUUUCUAAAAUUUAUGUUUUUAUAUAUCUAAUUCCAGUUCCUACAGUUUAUCAUUAUGUGACCCCUUUUUCAGCAAAAGUAACACAUUAGUGGUUGAUUUGUGGAUUCCUGCAAAAGGGCUGUGGCCACUCUUUGAUUUGCUUUACUUUGUCAAUUUUUUUCAGUUAAUGCUUUUAUUUCCUUCCUUAAUACUUCCACUAAGUCACUGUUGUCUUCACCUUUCUUUUCAUAUCGAUCAAAAAUGAGGGCAGUUGGGUGGUUCAGUGGAUUGAGAGUCAGGCCUAGAGAAGGGAGGUCCUAGGUUCAAAUCUGGCCUCAGACAUUUCCCAGCUGAGUGACCCUGGACAAGUCACUUAACCCCCAUUGUCUAGCCCUUACCUUUAGGCCUCAUUAAUAAGAGAGGGAACCUUAUGUCUUUCUCUUUCCAUUAGAAAGGCGUGGAGCAAACAUUUCAUGUGGGAUCAUAGGUGUAGUUAAUACUUUCCAGCUUUUUUUAUGACUACAAUGGGCUCAUCUUUAAAGGAAGGGGUAUUUACCUUGAAAAUCUCAAUAUUUUGUGGAGUGAAUGGAAAAAGUUGUUUCAUGGUCACUAUAUUCCCUCGUUUAUUAUGAGUGGGUAAUUCACUCGUGGGGAAUAGGCCUUUAAUUGAAUUAUCUUCGAUUACUGCUACUUGGCUUUUUGUUUGGGUUGCAAUGGAGUGAGUAAGGGGAUGGAGGGAGAGAUGGGUCGGGUAGGGGGAUAGGUAGUUUCGGUAGAGUGAGAGGUAGUUUCGGUAGAGCGAGAUAGUUUGAACAGCAUGAGGGAUGUAUCGAGCAGGCCAAGAGUUCGUUUGAGAGGUGGGUCGAACAAGAUGAGAAAUAGAUCCGGCAGGGCGAAGCGGAGACUGAGUAGGCUUAGAUAGUGAGGCCAUAAGGGGUGAUGAAUUUCCCUUCUGAGUCUUAAGAUCACUCAAGCUAUCUUUCAGUUGUUUUUUCUUGGGGAGAAAUGGGUAAACUGCAAGGUAUCCCAUGAAUACAAUUAUACCCAGAAACAGUAAUAAACAAAGAAAAUGUAAAAUUGUGAGCUGUGCGAGCUUGAUAAUGCUCUCCGGGAGCUGGAACUGUUUGAAUUAGGCAGGAAACUGCUCUCUAACAAUAUGAGCCAUACUUUUCAGUACCAUACUCAGUCACCUAUUUAUUUUUUUAAUCUAAUUAUUGGAUUGCCUGUAAUUCUACUUCCUGGGUUUAGGAGGCACUACCCUAGUGUGGAGUAGCUGGGGGAUAGAGUCUCAGGAGGCCAGAAGGCUAGAGAGAAGAGUGUUUUCAAGACUUUAAAGGAAAAAAUGGUGUAGAUAUAGACAUGCCCUAAUUUGCUUUUGUAAUGAGGGCCUAGAAAACCUUAGCUUGAGGCUAAAUUUGGGAGGGAAAGCAAGAAAAAGAAAAAGCUUUCUAUUUUAGGCAAAACAAAACACUUUCUUGUAGGUGGAACCCUCAGGGUAAAGCCUGAAUUUAGAGAAGAGGAUGUGAGAAGUUUUUUCUCUUCCCCUGCCCCCAGGAGUAAAAACACCAGUUGCCAUGUGCUUCCUCAGCCUGGGAGAGCAAAAGGCUUGGGUGGAGAGCACAGGCUGUGGGCUGCUGGGAGGUUUCCUUAGUAGGGUCUGCAGGCUUUUCUGGGUUAAGGGAGAAGUUUUAGAUAUCUUUACUGCUGCUCUCCCUAGUGUUCCACAUCCCCACCCCACUCAGGCUAAUUCUAGAGGCACAUGGGGGCUCAGGAAGGGCGUUAAAGAAAGAGCAGCCUCCCAGGAGCAAGAUAAAGCUAAACUUGUUAAUUUAGUCCAAUAAUUAACACCUUCUGACAAUAAAAAACAAAUCUCGACUGAACUUAUUAACUUCCUGCAGUACUCUUGAAUUCUGGGUUUCCGGGUACUAGCUUGUGGGGGCAGGGUAGCCUCCCCAGGAGGCAAGGAGUGGGGAGGGGGUGGAAGCAUACCACCAGGAGAAGCCCUGAGGGAAUUGACUAUUGCUAAAAUAACACCCAGCUUACCAGUGUAAAAAUAAAAUUAAUCUACAAUAAUUUCAAAUAUUAUAUAUUUUAAGAUUUAUUAAUGAUCACUAGAAGUUACAAAAUAAAAAGGUAACAAAAUAAAACCUCGUGCCCAUGGCUAAUCCACUGUUCAAACAGCCUGCUCCACCAAUGUCCUGACCCAGCAAGGGAAGAGAGCUAGGCACAGAAGAUCACCAUAUUUAUCCCCUAUCUAUGUAAGCACAUAAUGAUGGGAAGUCAGUGGGAUCCUGGGAAAUGUAGUUCAGAGGCACAAGAUUUGCAAGCAUUCCGCCAUCCUCAGUUAAAGAAGUGGGGAGGGGGUAGGACUUUCCUAUCCACGAAGGAAACAGACCAACACAGCUAUAACUUCUGGCUAAUCUGCCCUUUUGUGUAUCUUGCUCUACCAACUUAGAGCAGAGUAAUAAUUCUGAACUGUAGAACUUAGCCAUUAAUGAACUGACUUGAGGAUAGUUUUAGAGAGAGUAAAAAGUGAAGAAAAUUGAAGAAGAUUGAGGGUAUUCGUCAAACCUUUGUCGUCUGCCAAUAAUGCAAAGAUUAAAAUGUGUUUGACAAAUAUAAGAAUUUUAAAAAUUGUUGUGGUUGUCAUUUAUAAAAAUUCACUCUUAAGUCAUGAGGCUGUUAGCAGGUUUUAGUAGCUUUAGUCUAGCAAAGUAGAGAUAGUAAGAGAGGGAAAUGUAGAAAAUAUUGUCUAUCUAAAAUACCCUCAGUCCAGAUCCUCAUACCUCCAGACUGCAAAUACAGAUCCGAAUGCGAAUCUCACCAGGCAAUGAGAGUGUCUCCAAAGCCAAAGAGUCUGAGCUACAGCACCAAAGACCUCGAUGAUCUUGAGUGCACAAAAGGCAAAAGACCUUCAUGCUCAACAGAGGGUCCCGCCUGCCCCGAGAGAGAGCCCUGAGUGCUCUUGAGGUCCCUCUUAUAUGCAAUUUUCUUCACCCAUCAGCUCUCUUUGUCACAUCUCAGGAAUGAAUAAAAACCUCCCAAUUUGCCUGACACUGCCUGAGAGGGGCAGUGCUUAUGGUCUUUGGGGGUGUGAACUUUUUCUAAUAAAAGGUUCUUACUAAGUGUGAAAGGAAAGACACUCCAAUUUCUGGGUUAAGUUAAAAUAGACAAAGAGUUUAAAUUCUCCUUCACACCUUGAUCCAGACCUAUUUCCACAUUAUUACUAUUUGCAACAGAGUGAUCAUUUAGAGUCUACAUCCCCAAUCCUAUCCCCAUCAAACCAUGUGAUCAAGCAGUUGUUUUCCUUCCAUGUUUCUGCUCCCACAGUUCUUUCAGAAUUGUCCUGGGGCAUUGCAUUACUGCUAGUAGAGAAGUCAGUUACAUUCAAUUGUGCUACAGUGUAUCCGUCUCUGUGUACAAUGUUCUUCUGCUCCUCUCACUCUGCAUCACUUCCUGGAGGUCGUCCCAGUUCACAUGGAAUCCCUCCAGUUCAUCACUCCUUUGAGCACAAUAGUAUUCCAUCCCCAACAGACACCACAAUGUGUUCGGCCAUUCCCCAAUUAAAAGAAGACCAUUGACUCCUUCAUCUUUGCUCUCUAGGGAUCCUGUCUUUGCUGUCUCUACUUGCCUAAGCAACAGACACAUAUAUGCACCCCCUCUUCCUGUUUCUUUUGGCCAAGCUGUUCCCUCUUGAGACUUGUCUGGAGCAGAGCCUGAGGGUGUCCCCUGGUCUGUGGUCCUCCAAGACUUCCUAGGCCUCUCCGACUCUGUUCUCUUUACCGCUUCCUAAGCUGAGUCAGCGAAUCAAACACUCUUGUCCAUGCCCACACAAAGAAAGGGAGAAACACUGGCCACGCUCCUGGCCCCCAAGGUCUGGCCAAGGAGACCCAUCAACAGUUGUGUCCAAACAAGUAUGAUGGAGGGAGGCAUUCUGGGAGGGGAAGGCUCUCAGGGUUCUGGGGACCACAGAAAUCAUUGGUUCCCAAGGGGAGGAUUUAGCCCAGACAUGAAGGAAGCUCAGGGGCCAGAGGGAGGAGGGAGAGCAUUCCCUGCAGGGAUACAGACAGCCCCGGAAAAGGCCUAAAAUCAGACAAUAGAAGGUGUCAGCCAUUGUCCCUGGGUCAGAGGAAGAGGAAGCUGUGAAGAGAUAGAAAGGGGCUUGAAGGUCAUUAUAUGCCAUUGGAUCCUGCUGUAGGAAUGGUCAGGGUCCUUGCUAGUGGCAGCCAGAAUCGGGCAGCUGGGGAUGCACCCAGAGCACUCCUGUGGCUUUUGUAUCCACUCCAGAGUGUGGCCCCAUCACUACCCUUUUGCUACUGAGCUCCCUAACCCAAAGUCUGAGGAGUUUGGGGUGAGAUCAGGAAGGGCCCUUAUAUAGAAAUGGACAAAAAUGGGGCCUUUUUCUCAAAAGAGUAGCUUCAAGUAUUCUUCAGCAUAGCUAUUUGUACCAGACCCAGGAGCUGGGUGCAUUGCUUCUCUAUUCAGUAGAAUUCCUUACUGGUCCAGUCCUUCCCCUGUUGGACAGGCCGAAGAGAAGGGGAUGCAUUCCGGAAGUUUUCUUUUCAAAUACAGUUAGGGAGGUCCUGAAGGAGAUUUACUGGACGUGUCAGAAUGGAAUCCAGCUCAACUUCAAAAGAUGGGGAUACAGACAAACUGGAGAGCUUAAUGUUCUCCUAAAAAUCUGCUUUCAACAGUCUACAUAAUAACCCUCUGAGGUCAGUGUUCUUAAAUUUAUUAUUUCACAGUUGCAGAAACUGAGGCAAACAGAGAUUAAGUGACUUUUCAGUCAUGUAGCAUGUAAGGGUAUGAGGCAGGAUUAGAAAUCAGAUUCUCAUGAAUUUCCACGAUUUUAUAACUCUACUAUUAACAACAUUUGUGCGCCUACCUUCCCACAACUCCCUCCAACACCUAUGGUUUCCCAGUUGUUGUUUGUUUCCUUUUUUGGCAAUUUGUAGAGUAUAUGAGUUGAAGCCUCAGCCCUCUUUUAGUUCACAUUUCUAUUCAUGAGUGACUUAGACCAUUUUCCAUAUGGUAUUUCUUUUGAAAAUUCUUUAUUCAGAUCCUUUGACUGUCUAGUGGAGAAUGGCUCUUGGUCCUGGGUUUUCAACUUCUCCUGGAUAUAAGACCCUUUUCAGAGAAAUUGGAUCCCAAAGUUUUUCUCAUUCACCCAAUCGCUUAUCUUGGAUGCAUGGAUGCUGUCUGUGCAGGAGUCUUUCUGUUUUAAGUAAUCAAACUUCUCCAUUUUUUUGGAAAAUUGCCUCUAUUUUGAAUUCAGCUAAGAGUUUGUGUCCCAGAACUGCAGUUUUUAAAUUAAAGAGCUAAAAUGUAUUUCUUAUUAUUCGUAACUAAAUAACUUCAAAGCAAUGCAUUUAUAGUAUGGUAUAAUUUUGUGUCCAGCAAAGAUUCUUAACUUUUUUUGUGAGAUUACAAGAUGCCUUUUAUAGUCUAAGUAUCCCUUCUUAGAACAAUUUUGUUUUUAAAUGCAUACAAUUCAUAGGAUUGAAAAGGAAACCAAAUAUAGUUAUCCACAAAAAUAUUUUAAUAAACUCAUGAUGCCCAGGUUAACAAUCCUGGAUCUAAAUCAGCCUCAAGAUAUGCUAUUUGAGGUUUUUUGAGGGUACAUUUGACAACUCCUACAUCCCUGUGAGAUGAGGUACCUUCUCGUGCCUGUCAAAUUGGCCAAUGUACCAGAAAAAGAAAAUGAUCAGUUUGGAGAUGUAUGAAAUCUGGGCCACUCAUGCCCUAUUGGUGGAGUUGUAAAUUGAUUGACCAUUUGGAGGAGCUAUUUGGGACUCUGCCCAAAAGGCUUUCAAACUGUGCUUACACUUUGACCUAGUUAUAUAACCCCAAGAGGGGAAAUGAACUUAUUUAUACAAAGAUAUUUAUAUAGCAGAUUGUUUUGUGGUAGCAAAGAUUUGGAAAUAGAGGGAUAUUUGUUCAUUGUAGAAUGGCUGAUCAAGUUCUGGUAUAUGAUUAUAAUGUAACCCUUUUGGGCUAUGAGAAAUAACAGUCAGGAUUAUUUCAGAGAAACCUAGGAAGACUUCCAUGAACUAAUGCAAAGUAUGAGCAGAAGCAGGAGAACAUUUUCUACAUAACUCUGAAGAUAGGAUUAACUCUCCCCUUGUCUAUUUUUAGCUAAUCAAACCAAGAACUUAAAGUACCCCUACUUACCAUUAAGUGUGAGAAUUUACAAGUCACUUACUAGAGUAAGCUCAUACCUCCAAAGGUCACUACCCCCCUCCAUCCCCUCCCCCAAUGAUAAGCAAAUUGAGAGACUGCCAUUGGUUUUUCUGAGGAAAAGGGAAGGACAGCAUGUGGGGAGAAAAAAAGCAUAAAAGAAGCAAGCAACAUGAUCUAGCAUUCAUUCCCUUCCUGGCGUUUGGAGAAAUUGGUUCUGGAGAUUCCUUUCCUGGCUUGAAGGAGACUUUUUCCCUGGAUCCUGUGUUGGCCUGCUAGGUGAGUGGCUGAGAUUCCUACCUUUGGAGGAGGCUGUGUAGGUGGAACCCUGGCUGAAGACAUCACCUUCUGGAUGAGGAUUACCGGGAAAUCUACAUGGAGACAGAAUCCCCUAUUGGGCCUGAGCCAAAUUUCACUGGAGAAAGGCUGGUAGACUUGUUAGGAAUCUUUCUCUUUAUCUCCAUUUACACUUUCACUCUUCCCUCCUCCUCUUUGUAAAUAAAAGCUACUAAAAGUCAUUUAGACUUAAGCUAUAAUAGUUUAAAAUCAGCCACCACAAUAUUACUUUAUAACUCAUAUUUAGUAUAAAACCUAAAUUUAAACCUUAGAACAGCAACACUCUAUGGUCAGUACCUCUCAACAACUCGUCUAUUCUCAGCAAUAAUACAGUGUUCUAAGACAAUCUCAAAGGACUUAUGACGAGGAAAGCAUCUGCUUGCACAGAAAGAACUGAUGGACUUUGCAUUCAGACCAAAACAUAUUUCCUUUUUUUAAAUUUGAGAUUUCUUCCACAAAAUGACUAAUAUGGAAAAAUAUUUUACCUGAUUGCAUGUAUAAAGAAAGUCUAGAUCAGAUUGCCUGAGAUGGGGGAAGAGAGGGAGAGAUUGAAUUUUGUAAAAAUUAAAAUCUCAAUACUUAAAAAAUACUAUAUUUUAAGAGAUUUAUUAAUGAUCAUUAGAAAUAAAGGAAUAAAAAGGUAAGAAAAUAAAAACCACAUGCCCAUGGCUAAUCAACCUGUUGAAAACCCUUGCUUACCACCACAGUCUCGACCCAGGAAACAAAGAGAGACCAGGAACCCCACCCAAUAUAUCGCCUGUCUACAGGAAGUGCGUUAAGGACAGGAAGUCAGUGGGCUCCUGUGAAUGUAGUUUGUAGGGUAACAGGUUUCUAAUUAUUCAAUGUACAACUCAAUUCUUAAAAAAAGAAUUUUUUUUUACAUUUCAUCGAGGAGAAAAUAAAGUAUUGCACUAAGUACUUAUCCCUGUAGCUGUGAGAUAUAUAUGAGCUGUUUCUCUUCUAAUUUCUUAUAGUAUGAUCUUUAAUAAUGUCCUUAUAGAAUAUGUAGUAGAGUGUGGUGUAGGCUUACGGUCUAAGCCUCAUUUCCUUCCAGAGGCCAUUCCAGUUUUCUUAGCAUUUUUUUCCAAAUAAGGAAUUUCCCCCCAAAUAGCUUGUUUGCCACUUUCUCAGACAUGGAGUUAUUUAUUGCUGACUCUCCUUUCUUCUUUUGUUGAGAUUUUAUUCAGCCCUGUCACAUAUCCCCUUCAUCAUGUCACGAGAGAGUGAAUUACAUUUUUUCCUUCUGGAUUUAAUGCUUGUAUUUUCUACUCUUGAGAAUUCUGUUCAACCUGAAACCUCUUCUCUGUGGUUUGACUGGAGAAGCUUAUGUGUUUGGAACUCCCCCUCUCUGAGGAGAGAUGCCGAGGCUGACAUUGCCACUGUUUCAAGGAAAACUCUAUUCCCAGUAUUCUUCUGAAGCAUUUCUUGUAGGGUGUGUGAAGAAGCUGGGACAACCCGACCUUGUGCCAUCUACUAAACUGAUUCCCUCUUGUGAAGGAAGGGAUGCGUUUAGGGCAGCAAGGGGGGAAUUGUGAAAACACUCUCCAUCUUGUGACUCAGUGCUGGAACUGGCUCGGUUCCCUUUCUGUUCAGUUGUGUGCCGCCUCCUCCACAUUCUGUCUCAGGAGGAAGGUUUAUUCAAUCUGGAGUAUUGGGAGAAAGCCAAAUUACAUUAUUUGAACCUGCCUGUCUGGGAAACUGCUGUUUAGAGACCCCCACCUUAGGCCUGAGGUUAGGUUGACCAGAAACACAGUCAGAUCCUGAAGCUUGAUGGAAGGAGUUUUCUCCUCAUUCUACAUCUCAGGCAUUUGAUGUAUCUAAUCUGCAAUAUGGGCCCACAUCGAUCACUCCAUUAUUGUUUCCAUGUUCCUUUGAUUGUUUACACAUAUUGGGAAGGAGUGGGGCCCCUUUUCAUGGAACUUCAUCUGCUCUUCUCCCCCCUCCCAACUUGGCGAGUCCCUAAUCCUUUUUGCAAUUGGAAAGCAGAUGACCCAGUAUUGAAUUGUUUCCUCUUCAUUCAUCUCUUUUAAGGUAGAUAGAUGGAAAAGGCCCCUCUUCUUCCCUCACUUACCUUUUAUUUUGCCCAGCUCCUCCCUCUGUGGCAAUGUUGCACUGGCUCGGGCUCUUUGAUGCUAGAGACACUUACAGUGAAACCGGCUGCACUGGGACACAGGGACAGGGUGUCAGACACGUGGCUCUGUGACACCUGUGUCCCACCGCUGGGUUCAAAGCUGGAAUGGAAGUCCCCUAGAUAUUUUGUUUCACACAAUAGUUAGAGCCUCCACAGAGGCAUUCCAGAGAAUCCUGGAGCCGCUCUUCUCAACCUUCCAUUGGGUUCUUACAGACUCAGCUUCAAGUGCUGACCCUGACACUGACAAAGGGUGACACCUUUGGGCCCCUCCCUUCUCUGUAUGUCAGUUUCCUCCUGUAACUGACCAUCCUGGGCUCUUAAAGACUCAGCUUCUAGUGCUGACUCUGACACUGACAAUGGGUGGGACUAUGGGCCCCUGCCUUCUUUGGGUGUCAGUUUCCUCCUGUAACUGACCAGAGGUGGGCUCUUCAUUGUGAUGUGACUUUCAGCCUUCUGUGCUCUGACUUGGGCUGCUCUAGGAGAUGGUGACGUUCCAGGAUGUGGCUGUGGACUUCACACGGGAGGAGUGGUGCCUCUUGUCCCCUCCCCAGAAGGAGCUGUACAAGGAGGUGAUGCUGGAGAAUGCCUGGAACCUGCUCUCUGUGGGGCUUCCAGCUCUCCCAGAAGAUGUGAUCUCUUAUUUGGAGCAGAGGGAAGCCCCAUGGAUGCUGGAGCGAGAAGGUCCGAGGAGCUGCUGCCCAGGAGAGAUCCUACUGGAAAUGAAGGUGACUCCAGAAGAUAUGAGCCUUUCUGUGGAAGAAAUGGACAAAGAAAGACUCAUCAGUGAUAUUCCAGGUAACAUAGCUUGGAGAGAAUUCUGUGUUGAAUCUCAAACUUCAUCCCAUACUGAAUAUCAAAGAAUGAAUUCUGAGGAAAAGUCUAGUGAAUGCAGGCAAUGUGGAAAGAUAUUCAGUCUGAGAUCCAGUCUUGCUCAGCAUCAGAGAAUCCAUACUAGGGAGAGACCUUAUCAAUGCAAGGAAUGUGGAAAAGCAUUCACUCUGAGAUCCAGUCUUGCUCAGCAUCAGAGAAUCCACACUGGGGAGAAACCCUAUGAAUGCAAACAAUGUGGAAAGACAUUCACAGAGUACUCCACUCUUGCUGUACAUCAGAGAAUCCACACUGGAGAGAAACCCUAUGAAUGUAAGCAAUGUGGAAAGACAUUCAGAGUAAGAUCUAGUCUUGCUCAGCAUCAGAGAAUCCACACUGGGGAGAAACCUUAUGAAUGCAAGCAAUGUGGAAAGACAUUCACAGAGUGCUCCACUCUUUCUGUACAUCAGAGAAUCCACACUGGAGAGAAACCCUAUGAAUGUAAGCAAUGUGGAAAGACAUUCAGAGUGAGAUCUAGUCUUGCUCAGCAUCACAGAAUCCACACUGGGGAGAAACCUUAUGAAUGCAAGCAAUGUGGAAAGUCAUUCAGACUGAGAUCCAAACUUGCUCAGCAUCACAGAAUCCAUACUGGGGAGAAACCUUAUGAAUGUAAUCAAUGUGGAAAGUCAUUCAGACUGAGAUCCAGUCUUGCUGAACAUCAGAGAAUCCACACUGGGGAGAAACCUUAUGAAUGCAAGCAAUGUGGAAAGACAUUCACAGAAUGCUCCACUCUUGCUGUACAUCAGAGAAUCCACACUGGAGAAAAACCUUAUGAAUGUAAGCAAUGUGGAAAGACAUUCAGAGUGAGAUCUAGUCUUGCUCAGCAUCACAGAAUCCACACUGGGGAGAGACCUUAUGAAUGUAAGCAGUGUGGAAAGACAUUCAGAGUGAGAUCCAGUCUUGCUCGACAUCAGAGAAUCCACACUGGGGAGAAACCUUAUGAAUGUAAGCAAUGUGGAAAGUCAUUCAGUCAGAGCUCCCAUCUUACUGGACAUCAGAGAAAUCAUAGACUUUCACACUGAACUCUUAAAUUUCUCUAAAUGACAUUUCACUAGUAUGUCACAAGCUCUACUUAGAUUAGGUCCAAAUGGACAUGAUUUAGACCUAAAGUGUGAUGCCAUUAGCAAAUUAAGGGAGCAUAGAAUCAUUUGCCUUUGAAAUCAAUUUAUUUACAAGGGAAGAAUUUGUGACCAAAUUAAAAGUACACAACAUGAGUUGCAUCAUGGAUUUUUGUUGUCUUAAGUUCAAAACUGUAAAAACAAAGAGUACCAAAAAAUUAAAAGGGGAAACAACAAGCUAUCAUUUGCUUUAAAACAAGAUGUUCAACUGUGUGAAGGGAACCCUCUCCCAGGAUCGUGCAUGGGAUCUUACCUGCAUCCCAAAGUCCAAGCAACAGUCAUCUUGUUUGGGUCAUGUGACUGUGUGUGAACCAAACAUGAUUGAAGGGGACCUUCUGGAAGGGCGAGGGAGGAAAAAAGGUUGAAGACCAGGAAGUAGGGUCUCUUUCUGGAGUUAACUGUGAUGGGGAAGGUGGCUAAGGGAACCAUGUGGAGAGCACCCAAAUGGCUAAAACACUUUUCUCUUUAGUCCUCUACCUCUCCCUAUCAAAGUAGACCCUAAUAAAAUUAAUGAAAAAUAAA